AUGCCUAGCCGCCAACACUUGGACGAGCUUCUCGAGGCUGUGAAGGCCGAGUUUGACAAUCUUACCAGAGAAACGUCUCGGUAUAAGGACGACCACCAUGAAUACGAGCUCAAGCUAAAUCAACAACAUCAAGAGUUGACAAACAUCAGCAACACCGUCUAUGAGUUGGAGCAAGCGCAUCGGUCCAUGAAAGAUGCCUAUGAGAGGGAAAUCAUGAAACUCAAGCAAGAGUUGGAGGUGAGGGACCGUUUAUUAGAACAACAAUCUUUACAGCAUCAUCACCAAGUGCAAGCGCAUGCGCAAGCUCAGGCCCAAGCUCAAGCCCAAGCUGCUGCCCAGGCUCAAGUCCAGGCGCAUCAAGCCGCAGCCGCCCAACAGGCAGCAGCGUCUCAGCAGGUCCACCAGCAAUUCCCUCCGCCAAAUUUAUCAAACUCCCCGUUUCCUAACAAACCGGAUAUUUUCAACAACGGUAAUGAUACAAGCAGUAAUAACAGCAAUAAUAAUACUAAUGGUAACAACAACAAAAAUAGCAACAGCAAUAAUAAUAGUAAUAUCUUGAACCAACAGAAUUCUCCGGGUUUGGGUAAACUUUCGGCUAUCGCACCAAUCAACGGCACUACUUCGAGUAAUAGUCUAGGUGCAGCUUCAAAUACAAACACAAAUACAAAUGCAGGUGUCACUUUACCUCCGAUCCCAGGAACAGCGGGAUCUUCAACAAACUCAAACCCAAACAACAUUCCACAAAUUUCUUCUAUUCAUGGAACUGCGCCACCAAUCCCUUCAUCCGUUACCGCUACUGCUACUGCUGCAGGUACUCCGAAAACAGAGCAAACUCACUUGUCAGCUGCAGAGAAAUCGGCUUCUCCAAAAAAAUCACCAACUGGCUCAACUGCCUCCACUGCAGAUAAUUCGAAAUCUCAGGCUCUAGUUAAGAGAGCCCAACAUAACAAGCCAAUACCAGCGUUUUUGAAAGACUUUGAUGCUUACUCCUCGUUACCUUAUAAACAACAGCAUAACGACUACUACCUUGUUUACAACCCCAACAUCCCUAAGAAGGUGGAUAUUUCACUAGUUCAUUCCUUCGAUCAUACUUCUGUUGUUUGUUGCGUUUCAUUCUCGAAAGAUGGAAAAUUCUUAGCAACUGGUUGCAAUAAGCUAACUCAGGUUUUCAGUGUUGAAACAGGUGAUUUGGUUGCUAGGUUAAACGAUGAAUCUUCAGUCUCUCCUACUGGAGGUUAUGAUACUGAUACAGGUGACUUGUAUAUCCGGUCGGUUUGUUUCUCCCCAGAUGGUAAAUUUUUAGCAACUGGUGCAGAAGAUAAAAUCAUCAGAAUAUGGGAUUUGGCAACUAGAACGAUUGUCAAAUAUCUAAAGGGCCAUGAGCAAGACAUUUAUUCCCUUGAUUUCUUCCCAGAUGGUAAGAGAUUAGUGUCUGGUUCAGGUGACAGAACUGUUAGAAUUUGGGAUGUCUACAAUGGACAAUGCUCUCUAACUCUAAGUAUAGAAGAUGGAGUUACCACUGUUGCGGUUUCCCCUGACGGUUCUCUUAUUGCUGCAGGUUCUCUCGAUAGAACCGUUAGAGUUUGGGAUGCCAAUAAAGGCUACCUAGUUGAAAGGUUGGAUUCUUCGAAUGAGUUUGGAAAUGGUCAUAUGGACUCUGUUUAUUCCGUGACCUUCACAAACAAUGGUAAAGAAAUUGCAUCAGGUUCCUUGGACAGAACUAUUAAACUUUGGUCUCUAAAGGAUCUCGAUAAGCAACCAAGCAGUGUAUCCAAAUCCAAUUGCGAGGUUACCUAUGUUGGGCAUAAGGAUUUUGUCUUGAGUGUAUGCUGUACACCUGACGACCAGUUCAUCUUGUCAGGUUCCAAAGAUAGAGGUGUUAUCAUGUGGGACAAAGAGUCUGGUGAACCAUAUAUCAUGCUGCAAGGACAUAGAAACUCCGUCAUUAGUGUGUCCGUUUCACCUGUUGUUGGUUCAAAUGGUGGCUAUUUUGCUACAGGUUCUGGAGAUUGUAAGGCCAGAAUUUGGAAAUAUGAAAAAAUAACUGAGCUCAACUAG
This is a messenger RNA of Pichia kudriavzevii, 2058 nucleotides long. RefSeq lists its product as uncharacterized. The coding region runs from base 1 to 2058 and encodes 685 amino acids. The record is from RefSeq and is a predicted model, not a curated record. Gene Ontology annotation, molecular function: protein binding. The transcript has a single exon. NCBI's taxonomy places the organism in Eukaryota, Fungi, Ascomycota, Pichiomycetes, Pichiales, Pichiaceae.